Molecule: messenger RNA, 737 nt
Organism: Solanum verrucosum
Lineage: Eukaryota; Viridiplantae; Streptophyta; Magnoliopsida; Solanales; Solanaceae
Product: protein THYLAKOID ASSEMBLY 8, chloroplastic
Exons: 1
Coding region: 22-708 (228 amino acids)
Biological process (GO): Group II intron splicing; chloroplast organization
Molecular function (GO): protein binding; RNA binding
Source: RefSeq, a predicted model, not a curated record
UGGAACUCAAAUCCACCAUUCAUGGCGUCCUCUCUAUCUACAACCCUCAAAUUCACCUUACAACAUUUUUCAGUAACUCUUCCACCACUAACAUCAACCACCAGAAGAAAAAUCUCAGUGCGAUGCGGUCCACGAAGCAACCGUGGACCUCUAGUCAAAGGGCGAAUACUAAGCAUCGAAGCAAUCCAAGCGAUUCAAGCUCUAAAACGAGCUCAAAGAACUGACCCUUCCCAAAUCGAAGCUCAAGUCUCAAAAACCCUCAAUCGUCUCAUCAAAACAGAUCUAAUUGCUGCCUACAAAGAACUUCUACGACAAGACCUUUGCGAUUUGGCCCUCAAAGUAUUCCCAGCCGUUCAAUCGGAAUGUGAUGUCCCUGAUUUGGGGCUUUAUGCUGAUAUGGUCUUAGCUUUGACCCGGACGGGUUUUGCUGAACAUAUCGAUGAAUUGAUUUGUGAUUUGGAGAAAGUGGGAACGAUUGAAUGUGAUGAUAAGUCGCUGGUAAGGUUGGUGAGGGCGUUGGUUGAAGGUGAACAGGUUGAAUCUACUGUUAGGGUUUAUGAGUUGAUGAAAAAGAGUGGAUGGGGUUCUAGAUUUGAGAUUGAUGAAUAUGUAGCUAAGGUUUUAAGGAGAGGGUUUAAGAGAUUUGGUAAAGAAGAAAUGGCUGAUGAAGUUGAUCAACAAUUACAGAGAUCGUCGCGAUUAGUUUAGGAGAAACAUUCACAGAUUUUGUUUACUUC